AUGGAACCUUUGGCUGGUAGACGCUCGCAUACUUUGCGUUCAACGCCCUUGGUGCCAGUCUCCAGCGAGUCGCUGUCCUUUUCCAUCAGCGCGAUCCUGGGCCUGGAAGAUAAUCGGAAAAAACAAGAUUUACCAAAGAACGAGAGAAACAUGCAGUCUUCCGAACUCCGCGUACAGAUUCCAAGUCCUCAACACAGCUACAGUGAUAUCAGCCCACAAUCAUCUCCUUGUUCAGAUGACAACACAAGCUCCCCCAGCAGUUGUAACAGCGAACCCGAUCAAGCAUCGCCUCGUGCCGAGCAGACAGCGAGGAAGAAACGAACGCGCACGACCUUCUCACCGAUUGAGGUGUGGGAGCUGGAACGAGCGUACAAAAGGCGGCCAUAUUUGACGAGGGAAGAUGAGGAGGACCUGGUGCAGAAACUCGGGAUACCGCCCAGAAGCUUGAAGUACUGGUUUCAGAAUCGCCGCGCAAAGUCGAGAAAGGACGAAGCACAUUCAGCAUCCAUCCGCCAGACCAACCUGUCAAGCCAGUUUGGGCCGCCUGUAAGCAGACCUCGUAUGGACACUUGGCAACCACGGCGACCGCAGUUCCCUGUCAGUCACGCUAGACGCGAGUUCCUAACAGUGCAGUCAAACCGGUCAGACCAGCUAUACCAGACAUCUCCCGCGAUAGUCAACCAUUCCUCUGCAUUCAAGUCAACACAGUUUAGCCGCUGUCGUUCUUUCCAGUUACCCAUGUUUUACCCGGACCAGUUCGAGUACCGACCUGUUGCUAAGGCGGCAAAAUUACCGCUUAGGCAAGUAUUCCAUAGAUACAAGCCGUAUUAA
Molecule: messenger RNA, 831 nt
Organism: Orbicella faveolata
Lineage: Eukaryota; Metazoa; Cnidaria; Anthozoa; Scleractinia; Merulinidae
Biological process (GO): cell differentiation; regulation of transcription by RNA polymerase II
Cellular component (GO): nucleus
Molecular function (GO): DNA-binding transcription factor activity, RNA polymerase II-specific; RNA polymerase II cis-regulatory region sequence-specific DNA binding
Source: RefSeq, a predicted model, not a curated record